Messenger RNA from Eimeria maxima, 834 nucleotides. RefSeq lists its product as hypothetical. Bases 1 to 834 code for a protein of 277 amino acids. NCBI's taxonomy places the organism in Eukaryota, Apicomplexa, Conoidasida, Eucoccidiorida, Eimeriidae. The transcript has 7 exons. The record is from RefSeq and is a predicted model, not a curated record.
AUGCUCUUCAGACGCAGCAGCAGCAGCAGAAGCAGCGGACGCAGCAGAUGCAGCAGCAGCAGCAACUUCUACCGUCCUAACAAGGUCUCCUGCAAGAGCAGCAGCAACAGCAACAGCAGCAACAACAGCAACAGCAGCAGCAACAGCAGCAGCACGCCGAGGGUAUUUUCUUCCCGCCCUACCGAUAAUUUGCCAAAUUAUUAUCAUGAGAAAUUAAACAAAGCAAACUCAAACCCUAGGACUAUCAUCAAGUUAUAUAGGAAGCACAUACGAGAGGUUGACGAGCCGGAGUAUAAAUGGCUCCCGGAGAUGGUGCCGCGUCUACUGUAUGCGAUGGCAGCAUUAGAAUAUCGAUCUUAUCAUUUGCUGCCAACUCUCCUCGAGCAUGUCGAGGCAAAUAUACAUCGUUGGCGUUUGCCCUCAGCAUGCAACAUGGCUAUUUGCCUCGCCCUCAUGGGGGUUGGAGAUAACUCAGGUAAACAGAUGCAGCUUGCCUCCCCCAUUAUCACCAGCAGCAGCGACAGCAGCAGCGACAGCAGCAGCAGCAGCAGCAGCACUUUGCAGCCACCUGCAGAGUUUGGUAGAUAUUUAGAUGCUGUGGGGUGUUCUCCCUUCGAUAAGAUUUCUUUAGCUUUCGCCUUAGCUAUUACUAAUCAAUAUGAAUGUGGUCUCAUAGAAGGAAAGGAAGCAGAAUCCCCAAUUGUACUCUUCAUCAAAAAAGCAUGCGAGCAGGUCAGCAACAGCAGCAGCAGCAACAGCAACAGCACCAUCAGCACCAGCACAAGCAGCAGCAUCAGCACCAGCAGCAGCAGCAGCAGCAGCAGCACGAAUUGA